This is a messenger RNA of Paramecium sonneborni, 979 nucleotides long. Lineage: Eukaryota; Ciliophora; Oligohymenophorea; Peniculida; Parameciidae. The record is from the annotation of a GenBank genome assembly.
AUGAUUUUUAUUGUUAAUAAAAUUCUGGCUAGAUUCUCUUCAAUUAAUCCAAUUUAACAAUUGAAUGCUAAAUUCUAAAAUUCUAAAUAUGAAUAACUAUGUGAGUAUAUGAAGUAGAAUAAUAAAUCGAUAGGAAUUAAGUAUAUGGCCAAAUCCAUCUUUUAAUUAAAGAGAGAAUUAGAUUUCUAAUCUAAAAAUUUAGAAUUAAUUUAACAAGUGACUAAAGAAAUGAAAGUAUAUCUCUAAAUUACAAAAGUUAGGAUUUUAUGAUAAAAAAAAAAUAUGAUAUACGUUCAUAUCAUUAAUUGACAUAGUUAUACAAAAAUAUUGAUGAAUAAGAAUUUGCAAUAACAAUUUUCCCUAGAUAAAAAGCAUUAAGAGAAAAAUAGAAAAAAAAACUAGCUUUGCAUGAGUUAGAUAGAUUUGAUGAAUAUUUCAAUUAUACUAAAUUAGAUUCUCCAGCUUUAAGUUUUAUUAUUUUUAAACUCAAUUAGAGCAUGAAGAAGAAGACUUAAGAGAAGAUAUGAUAAAUUUAAGACUUGAUAAAUUAAAUCCUUUGGGUUUGGAAUUUUUCGCAGAAACUCCUGUUCAAGCUGUUGUUACUAUAGAAACACCUUAAUUAGAUUAAGUUAUGUUAAUGACAAUGUUAAUUAGUUCUGGAUGCAUAGAAUUUAAGGAUGUUUCUGUUCUUGAUAAUAUCAAUUGGAGAUAAGAAUGGCAUUAAAAAUUAUUACAAAUAGUAGAUGAGUAUUCAGAUUCAUAUAGAGCAAAUAUAUUAAAUUUAUCAGAUGUAUAAAUAUAUAUAGAUAUUUAGCCAUUAUAAACAAAUCUAGUUAAGUAUUUAAAUGCUUUUGGAUUUAUAGCAGAAGAUGCUUAUUAUUUAGAAUUAUUAGCUAUUCUUUCGGAAUAAACAAACUAUAUUAAUUGGUUGAAUGAUUUACAUAAUAUAGUGUUGAUGAAUCAAAUUCAUUCUGCAUGA